GCGCGGUCACACGCGCUUAAGGAGCAAUUUGUCAUCAGUGAAGAAGAGACAGAACUGUAUCAAGUUGACAGGGAGGCAGACUCAUCGCUUCUUCUACCUACUUCUGAAGCCUUUACUUGCUUGUAAUCAUGGAUGCGUCCCUCUUUCAGUUCUUCAUAGAGGAAUUCGGCGACGCCAACUGUACUCUUAUGGAUGCUUUUCAGGACACUUUAUACGAGAAUUCGUCUUUCGCGUCGAUGAGUGUCGACGGUCUCUAUUGUAACGCCACCACGGAUGAAAUAGGAACUUGCUGGCCAAGAAGCAACUCUGGACAGAUAAUUGAGCGUCCCUGUCCAGAGUACAUUAACGGGGUCAAAUACAACACCACUAGAAUUGCAUACAGAGAGUGUCUGGACAAUGGCACAUGGGCACUGAAAAGUAACUACUCCAACUGUGAGCCCAUUUUAGAGGAAAAGAGAAAGUAUCCUAUGCACUACAAGAUAGCCCUCAUCAUCAACUACUUUGGUCACUGUAUAUCUGUUGGAGCUCUCAUUAUCGCUUUCAUUCUCUUUCUGUGCUUGAGGAGCAUCCGAUGCCUUCGCAACAUUAUCCACUGGAACUUAAUUACGACAUUCAUUCUGAGGAACGUAAUGUGGUUUUUGCUUCAACUGAUUGACGAGAACAUUUAUGAGACGAAUGAGCCUUGGUGUCGUCUUAUAACAACAAUCUAUAAUUACUUUGUGGUGACCAAUUUUUUCUGGAUGUUUGUGGAGGGCUGCUAUCUUCACACAGCUAUUGUGAUGACAUAUUCCACAGACAAGCUUCGGAAAUGGGUCUUCCUCUUCAUUGGAUGGUGUAUACCAUGUCCAAUAAUUAUAGUGUGGGCCAUUGGAAAACUUUACAAUGAAAACGAACAAUGCUGGUUUGGGAAGGAACCUGGAAAGUACAUAGACUACAUUUAUCAGGGGCCUGUGAUUUUAGUUCUACUUAUAAAUUUUGUGUUCCUUUUCAACAUUGUGCGCAUUUUAAUGACAAAGCUGAGGGCCUCGACCACAUCUGAAACAAUACAAUACAGGAAAGCGGUGAAGGCCACUCUAGUGCUUCUGCCUUUACUUGGUAUCACAUACAUGCUGUUCUUUGUGAACCCAGGCGAGGAUGACAUAUCUCAAAUUGUGUUUAUAUAUUUCAACUCAUUUCUACAGUCCUUUCAGGGAUUCUUUGUGUCGGUAUUUUACUGCUUUCUUAAUGGGGAGGUACGUUCUGCAGCCAGAAAGCGUUGGCAUCGCUGGCAGGACAAUCACGCGCUGCGAAUCCGAGUGGCGAGAGCCAUGUCCAUCCCCACCUCCCCCACCCGCAUCAGCUUUCACAGCAUCAAGCAGACCACAGCCGUCUGACCUUUAAACAAUAGCUUUUCCUCUUUAUAAUUCAGCCACACAGUAAGACAGCAAGGGGCACGAGAGACCAAGUGAUUGUUUUUGGCCUUUGAUGGUAGUGGGUGUCUCCUCCGACAAACAGUGAAUUGAAUUUAUAUGUCUGUGUCAUUUUGUGAAUGGGCCCUGAAUUGAAGGGUUUUAACAAAACUGAUCAAAUGUCUGUCUGUCUGUCUGUCUGUCUGUCUGUCUAUCUAUCUAUCUAUCUAUCUAUCUAUCUAUCUAUCUAUCAUCUAACUCUUUCCCUGCCAACAUUUUUGUUUUUAAAGUUGCCAACUGCCACCACCAUUUUUUUUAUCAUUUCACUAAUUUUUCAUGUCCGCAAAGUAUUUUGUUGUAUGAAUUUCUGAACAAGCAUCAAGUCAAGUCUGUUUUAUUGUCAGUUCUUCCACAUGUACAGUACAUACAUACAGAGGAUCAAAAUUGCGUUACUCUCAGACCCCCGGUGCGUACAGAUAACACUAACACUAGAGCCUAAAAAUCUCGAUCAAAUAUAAGAUACAGCUAUACAAUAAGGGAACGUAAAAAAAGACUUAACAAUUAAAAAUAAAGUUAAAUAAAGCAGUGCAUGGCACAUGGCAAAUAGAGUGCAAAUCAGUGAAGUGAACAAACUUUUUUAGUGCAAAAAAGCUUUUUCUGUCUGAUUAAAGACAUCAUGUCAAAAGAAGAAGAAAGCAUCUGCUUUUAAACAAACAAACAAACAACAACAGCAAAAAAAAAAAAAAAAAAGAAUUCUAGCUUCAUGCAUUUUUCCAUUAACAGUAGAAUGUGUGUUUAAUGUAAAAAACAAACAAAAAAACAAACAAAAAAAAAAAGCAACAUUUUAAACAAAAAGCUGAGAAAAUCAAUUUUUUGUCAAAGAAUAUAUCUGGAUCAUAUUUAGAUCACUGAUCAAAACACAGAUGGAGAAGUUCCCUUCCUUCAGCACCCCCAAAGCUUCACAGUUGUAAAUCACUGUCUGACUCAACAUGUUAUUCAGUAACGUUUGGCAGUUUUGAUUUAUAUGCUGAUUUAUAUGCAUCUGCUUACAUAUGCAGAGAUUCAGUAUUCUUCCAGAAGAUGUGUAAUAGUGCCUCGUACAGUAUUACAGUGACAACACGGAAAGCUGGGAAAUUGAAUGGCAGAGAAAUGUUGUUUCCUAAGGCUGGCCACACACCUGAAUGUUUUAAGCCUGAUUUUGAGCACCCCCAAGCAAUCAGGGGAGCGUUGGACAAUUCGAGGAUUGUCGCAAACAAAGUUUUGCCCAAAAAAUCAUUUGUGUCAUAUCAUUAUGAUUAUUUAACUGCUCCCGAUCGAGUCGGAGCGUCCCUGAUCUUAAAUUAUAAAUAUCAUACAUUUGAUACCUGCGAUAACUUAUGGGAGUUAACUUCCCCAACCAGAUGUAACAGGCUUUUAUUGCUUUUAUUUUAUGUUUGAUGUUGCUACUGUACAAACAGGCCAUGAAAGUUUUCUUUUUUCUCCUUUGUUUUGCUUCCUAUAAAACAAAACUCAAAAUGUCAAUCAUCCUCCAUUUGUUUUUCUUAGCAAGUAAAGUUUGAUCUCAUGAGUCUCCGAGAGAUCUCAUCUCAUUAUGACAAUUCUACUUUAGUUGGCAGGUGUGUGUCUCUCCAACUGGCUGAAACUUGUAGCAUGAGCAUUCAGAGAAUUAUAAUGUUUAACUUUGGUUGAAACUGUCCUAAAGUCUGUGGUCACAAACACCUUUUAAAACUUAAGAUUUGAAAAUCAUCUUUGCCCAGUCCUAUAUAAAGUAAAAUCCCUUCAAUGGCGGGAAAGAGCUAAAAGGGAUAUUUCCCCUCAAAAUGAAAAUUCUGUCAUUAAUUACUUCACCUCAUGUCUUUCUAAACCUGUAAGACCUUUGUUAAUCUUCGGAACACAAAUUACGAUAUUUUUGAUGACAUCAGAGUGCUUUCGGAACCUGGUUUUUCUUUGUGCACAAAAAGUAUUCUCAUAGCUUCAUAACAUUAUACAGCUGAACCACUGAUUUCACAUGGACUAUUUUAACGAUGUUUUUACGAUGUUUCUGGGUCUGGGAAUGUUUCAGUUCACUUGCUGUCUAUUGAAGAGUCAGAGAGCUCCUGGAUUUCAUAAGAAAUAUCUUAAUUUAUUUUCUGAAGAUGAACAAAGGUCUUAAUUGUUUGGAACAACAUGAGGGUGAGUAAUUAAUGACAAAACUAUCUCUUUAAAUAGUAGCUGACUAUGCUACCUAGAGCUGGUAAAAACACUCCAGGAUUUUUUUUCAUAUAUAGGAGAGGGUACGGAUGAGCACCCAGCAGACCGAUCAGGCAAAUCAGUUUAUUGCAAAAAAGUCCCAAUGUUCUGUAAUAAAAGGAUCCUCGUCUACAGUUCAGUCCACACCAUCUGAAUCACAUUUGGCUUCAGAGUCUCCAGAUCUCUACAUCAGCAGCAGAUAAGGAAGCCUCUGCUAGCUAGUCCAAACAUUAUCCAGUGCUGGUGAAACACAUCAGCGUUCAGUCUGAUAUCUGCAGUAACCCACUGUACGUCUCAUCAUCUACUCAUCAGCCUGCCUCACACAACACAACUGUCAAAAGACUCACCUCAAAUGGAGCUCUGAUACAACAUCCUUCAUUCAAAACCAAUGCAAAUGGCAUCUCACUCUGGACAGCAUUCUUUUAACCCUUGCAGAGGGCAGUGCUCCAUGGUAUCCUAUUACUUCGAAGCAAGACAAACCAUGGAAACUGGCACAUUGUUUUGAAUAAAACUCCCAUCAGUGAUCUUAAAAUUAGGAGAGAAGCAGCUGAAGACAAAUCUUUUACAAAACGUAGCAUUUUUCUUUCUUCACUUCGCAUUUAGAAAACUUUGAACAUACAGUAUAUAUAGCAUGAGCCGUAUGGGAACAUUCUGUGAUACUUUUGCAGAUUUUUAAAGCUUGAAUGUGGUCGCUUUUCACUGCCUUUUUAUCUGGACUAGUGCAAGCAGAAUAUUGUCCAGCCUUGGAUUUCACUACCAACUCAAAACUGGCAAGCUGGACCACCCAACAACGUCCUGUGGCCCCAAGCUAGGCAGUCUGUAAACUCUAUUUAUUUAUUUUUCUUAUAAAACUUUAUUUAUUUAUUAAUAUUGUGUUUUUUAUUAGUAUAGGUUUGCUACUGUGCUGAAUUUAUUUAUUGAUUCAUUUGGAGAUAAGGGCUGUGGUUCUGAGACUGAGAUUUUCCACACUGUUGUAUUUCAAUCACCCCUUUUCUCAACAUUUCUGGAAUUUUUUUUCACAUUUGGCAUUACCGGGUGAGGUCAUUUUUACCAAGUUCAUGCUGUUGUAAAAGUUCAAUUUAGGUGUUGAUUUAAUUUAAAAGAGCCUGCAGUAAUCAGGCUUAGUCAGGUUAGUCCAGCUCAAUGCAGUUCUAUAGAUUUUAAAAUUACUGGGUUGAAAAUUAUUACAUGACUCCAUUUUUGACUAAACAGUGAAAACUUCCCAUACAAAAAUUGACCAUGGUUUUUGAAAACAAUACAUACUGUUUCUGUGUAAACUACGAAAACGGGAAUUUGUGAAAAUGCUGAGGUUAUGUCCAUAGAUUUUUUGUGUUAUGUAUGGCUGAUUCUAGCUCACUCACUCAGGAUCUGGUGCUCAGACACCUCGCCCGUCUGGGUCUUCGGGUCAACUGGGAAAAGAGCAAACUCUCCCUUGUGCAGAGGAUCUCUUUUAUCAGUAUGCAUAUAGACUUGAUCGCCAUGUUCGCGCAGCCUACGAGUGAGCACACGCAGUGACUGCUGAAUAACCCGAGUCAAUUCAAAGGCAAGAGGGCGAUUCCACUGAAACUAUUUCAGAGGCUCCUGGGGCAUAUAGCAUCCUCAGCAGCGUUCAUACUGCUCAGGUUGCUACAUUUGAGACCGCUUCAGCACUGGCUUCACGUCCCGAGAUGGACAUGGCGACAGGAACCUGAUCAUCACUCCAACCUGCUGCUGAACCUCACUCCGUGGUGGGACCUUUCGUUUCUACUGGCUGGUGUUCCCCUAGAACCAGUGUCCAGGCAUGUUGUUGUGUCAACAGAUGCUUCAGCCACGGGUUGGGGUGCCAUGUGCAAUUGACAUGCUGCGUGGCAUGUCAAUUGCCUCGAGUUGCUAGCAGUACAGCUUGCUCUGAACCAGUUCAAGGCACUGCUGAGGCACAAGCUCGUACUGAUCCCUAUGGACCACACUGCGACCGUAGCGUACAUCUACCAUCAGGGCAGUCUACACUCUUGUUGCAUGUUGCAACUCGCUCGCCACCUCCUCUUGUGCCAUUCACAUCCCGGGCAGGCUCAAUCGUGCCAUCAAGAUCAGGGGGGACUCUUGAGGAAGGGAAACUUCUUUCUCAAAGAUGGGGCACCAAGUGGCACCCACAUCUCGAUCUUUGGGUCACGGAAGGUUUAGGUACUUUGCCACCUCACGCGGUAGCUACCAUCACUUUGGCUAGGGCCUUGUCUACCUGACACGCCUAUGCUUUGAAGUGGAACCUCUUCACCGCUUGGUGUUCUUCAGAUUGUGGAGACCCCUGGAGAUGCCUGAUAGGGUCAGUGCUUUCCUUUCUUCAGAAAGGGUUGGAACGAAGGCUGUCUCCUUCCAACCUUAAGCUCUGUUUUGCCACCAUUUCGGCUCACCAUGACCCUGUUGACGGUAAGUUUCUUGGGAAGCAUGAUAUGAUCAUCAGGUUCCUGAGAGGGGCCAGAAAGCUCAAUCCGGCUCGCCCUUAUCAAGUCCCCUCUUGGGACCUCUCAGUGGUUCUAUCGGCACUGCAAAGAGCUCCCUUCGAACCCUUGCUCUCAGUAGAGCUGAAGUUUUUAUCAUUAAAGACUGCACUGCUGACCAAGGUACACUGUGUACCAUUCACUCGUUUCGUUACCACUCAAAGGUGACUGUGCUCUCGGGCGAGACCCCAUUUAUCAGUCUCUUUGUGACGUAAGGUCUCCGUUCCCUCCUUCAUGGAACAAGGGUUACAUACGUAACCUAGACGUUAUACCAAUGGGAAUGAUGAAGUCCAAAAUAUACUAAUGUUCUCCACCAAAGGGAGCCACAUGAUAACUAAUACUUUUAGGUCUCAAAGAUUAAAGGGGUCAUAAAAUGCGAUUUAAAUUUUUCCUUUCUCUUUGGACUGUUACAAGCUCUUGGUGCAUACGGAAAAUCUGUAAAGUUGCAAAGACUAAAGUCUCAAAUCAAUAUUAUUUAUAAAAGUUAAAAGUAAACCACUCCUACCUAAAACCUAAUAUGCCCCCACAUGUCGAUGUUAUGAUGUGGGAAGUUUUGCAUAACCUGACUUAGUUUGGUUACUAACUAAGUAACUUUACAGAUAACUUUACAGAUAACUUUACAGAUCUUCUUUAUGCACCAAGAGCUUGUAACACUCCAAAGAGAAAGGAAAAAUUUAA
Carassius gibelio (silver crucian carp) is the source of this 6769-nucleotide messenger RNA. It is a transcript of the gene crhr2, whose product is annotated as corticotropin-releasing factor receptor 2. Gene Ontology annotation, molecular function: peptide hormone binding; G protein-coupled peptide receptor activity; corticotrophin-releasing factor receptor activity. The transcript is spliced from 12 exons. Gene Ontology annotation, biological process: adenylate cyclase-modulating G protein-coupled receptor signaling pathway; long-term synaptic potentiation; cell surface receptor signaling pathway. Gene Ontology annotation, cellular component: axon terminus; dendrite; plasma membrane. The record is from RefSeq and is a predicted model, not a curated record. NCBI's taxonomy places the organism in Eukaryota, Metazoa, Chordata, Actinopteri, Cypriniformes, Cyprinidae. Bases 129 to 1373 code for a protein of 414 amino acids.